CAGCAAAAGGAAGCGCAUCCCUGCCGCCGGAAGGAGCGGCACGUUUCUUGGUCCCGGGACUGAAGCGCCGAAGUUGCGAGCUGCCAUGGAGAGUUCUAAGCCUGAGCCUACAGAGGACGCUUCCAUGGACGCGUUCCUGGAAAAGUUCCAGAGCCAGCCUUACCGCGGCGGCUUCCGCGAGGACCAAUGGGAGGAGGAAUUUGACAAGAUCCCCCUAUUUAUGAAAAAAGCGCCAUCAGAAAUUGACCCCGAGGAGUUUCCUGACUUGGCCUGCCUCCAGUCGAUGAUUUUUGAUGAUGAUCGAUAUCCAGAAGAGCAAGCCAAGACCUAUAAAGAUGAGGGCAAUGACUACUUUAAAGAAAAAGACUAUAAGAAAGCUGUGCUUUCAUACAGUGAAGGGUUGAAGAAGAAGUGUGCAGACCCUGACUUGAAUGCUGUCCUGUAUACCAACCGGGCAGCAGCACAGUACUAUCUCGGCAAUGUUCGUUCUUCCCUCAACGAUGUGCUGGCUGCCAAGAAGCUAAAGCCCGGUCACUUGAAAGCCAUCAUAAGAGGUGCCCUGUGCCAUCUUGAACUGAAACACUUUGCUGAGGCUGUGAACUGGUGUGACGAGGGACUACAAAUUGAUGCCAAAGAGAAGAAACUUCUAGAAAUAAGGGCAAAAGCAGACAAGCUAAAGAGGAUGGAAGAGAGGGAUCUGAGGAAGGCAAAGUUGAAAGAAAAGAAGGAACAGCGUCAGAAUGAGGCUCUGCUCCAGGCCAUCAAGGCUAGGAACAUCAGGCUUGUCUCUGAAUCAGCCGGUGAGGAUGAAGAUUCAGCCUCCAGUGGUCCAGCUGAGAUACUCCUGGAUGGGCUCAGCUCUGAGAACCCCUGUGGAGCCAGGCUAAGUAUAGAUGACCAGGGCAGGCUGAGCUGGCCUGUGCUGUUCCUGUACCCGGAGUACGCGCAAUCAGACUUCAUUUCUGCUUUUCAUGAGGACACCAGGUUUAUUGACCAUCUAAUGGCGAUGUUCAGUGAAGCACCCUCCUGGGACUCAGAGCACAAGUACCACCCAGAGACUCUGGAGGUCUACUUCGAGGAUGAAGACAGGGCGGAACUAUACCAGGUGUCUCCCGAUAGCACCCUGUUGCAGGUGCUGCAGCAUCCCAGGUGCUCUGUGAAGGCCCUUACCCCGGCAUUCCUGGUCUGUGUAGGAGCCUCUCCUUUCUGUAGGAAUUACCUCCAGGGGAAGAAGGUGCACAGAUUCACAGCCCUGCCCUGGCCAGUACAUCUUUGGAGUCCAUCUCUGAAAAAAUCAUCCACUGCAGUUACCAGAAUAGCUCGCCUUGGUAACUCCCUGGCCCAGAGACUGUCUCAGGAUGCAGUGACAGUCUUAACCUUUGUAGCAUCGGGCACAUACAGAAGGCACAACUCCAAGGCAAUAAACCAGCCCUGCACAUACUCUAAGGCCUUAAGGCUUGAAAGACUGGCUCAGUUGCUUCACCAGCAUGGAGGAAAGCUAAGAUGCUGUGGAUGCCAUGAAGUGACUGGAGCCAUGAAGCCACAUCCUGUUCUGUGUUGACUGUAUAAACUUGGAUCCUGGGACUACUCAGAGCCCUACUGGAUUCUCUACUUCUCAAUGCCCAUGCAAGGGCUUGUGCCACAUCUGACAGAAGCUUGAGGAGCCAAUGGGCAGUGGUUUGCAAGUAGGCUUGUGUUGUUUUCCCUUUAUCGUGAGGCCCCAUUUCUGAAAUAGGAGCAGCUGGCCUAAAGCCAUUGUUUGUUACAUGAGUGGCAAAUGUGUUUGUAGUAAACACUUGAGAUUUGGGGGAUUGUUUGUCACUAUAGGAAAACUGACUAAUACAUUAUUAAACUGAAACCAGCUGGUGGCCUUCAGAUGGGCUAAUAUGA
This is a messenger RNA of Mus caroli (Ryukyu mouse), 1890 nucleotides long. RefSeq names its product tetratricopeptide repeat domain 4 (gene Ttc4). Gene Ontology annotation, cellular component: cytosol; nucleus. Lineage: Eukaryota; Metazoa; Chordata; Mammalia; Rodentia; Muridae. The record is from RefSeq and is a predicted model, not a curated record. Gene Ontology annotation, biological process: protein folding. Gene Ontology annotation, molecular function: Hsp90 protein binding; Hsp70 protein binding.